GGGACGCAGUUGCAAGCAGUGAAGCAAGGUGGAGGCACGAAGACAGAAGACCAGGUUAAUGAAAGCAUGAGGUGGCUCUUGGGCAGCAGCUUGAAAAAAUUUGGACACGCUGACAGGGGAAACUAUGACUGGCUAAACAGUGAACCAGGUGGGCCACUUCUGGAAACAGAGCUUCAGAGCAGAAAGCAGACAAGUUCAACGAAAGACGACAUAGAACCAUUUCUGUGCAUCAUAUUGCCUGCCACCAUGAUGCUCUUCCUGGCAUUCCUGCUGCUCUUCCUGUACCGCCGUUGCCAGCGCCCCACUCAGCAGGGCCAGAUCUUCAGCAUCGACCUUCCUGAGGCCCUGCCUGAACAUGAUGUGUCCAAUUUCCUUUCUGCGCUGCCCUGGAACAGCGAACAGAGUUUCCACUACUCCACGCUGGUCCCUGAUGCCACAUUCCUCUCUCUAUGUUUGCCUCCAUCAUAUGAGGAGGCCACCAUGAAGACUUCCGUGGAAGAGGCUCACAUUGAGCUCUCUCCAGACCCAGUGCCUCCUUAUGAGGAGAGCAUACUGCAGACCAGCAGCGCCAAAUAAACUUCCUAUGGAAGCACCUUAGCUGAAGCAUGCAACCCCUCAAGCCACAAAGGUAGAAAUGCUAUGGCCUUUAAAAUUUGUGAAAAGAUUCCAAAUGAGGCACUAAACCAAUGAAUUUAUGCAGGAAGAAACUUGAAGUAACGGGGAAUAAGUCUCUUCACCUCAUCCUAGGACUCUUUACCUUUCAUUUGUGGCAAGUGUACACAUGGUAUAGCAUCAAAUCUGACCCAGACUGGUAGCAUGGGUA
Messenger RNA from Myiozetetes cayanensis, 823 nucleotides. RefSeq names its product small integral membrane protein 28 (gene SMIM28). Lineage: Eukaryota; Metazoa; Chordata; Aves; Passeriformes; Tyrannidae. The transcript has 2 exons. Bases 67 to 576 code for a protein of 169 amino acids. The record is from RefSeq and is a predicted model, not a curated record.